Molecule: messenger RNA, 4036 nt
Organism: Xyrauchen texanus (razorback sucker)
Lineage: Eukaryota; Metazoa; Chordata; Actinopteri; Cypriniformes; Catostomidae
Gene: tspan7
Product: tetraspanin 7b
Exons: 8
Coding region: 83-832 (249 amino acids)
Cellular component (GO): membrane
Source: RefSeq, a predicted model, not a curated record
CGUCCUCUGAUUGGCCAGACGAAUCGGGAGUGACGCGCCGCAGUGGCGGAGAAUCACACAGCAGUACGAAUCCACUGCGCUCAUGGCAUCAAGGAGAAUGGAGACCAAACCAGUGAUAACCUGCCUCAAAACACUGCUUAUCGUCUAUUCCUUCGUGUUUUGGAUCACGGGGGCGGUCCUGUUGGCAGUGGGACUAUGGGGGAAGUUCAUUUUGGGUCCAUAUAUCUCUCUGAUUGCUGAAAACUCCACAAAUGCCCCAUUUGUGCUCAUCGGAACCGGGACUACCAUCAUUGUGUUCGGACUGUUUGGAUGCUUCGCCACUUGCCGUGGGAGCCCAUGGAUGCUCAAGCUGUAUACCAUGUUCCUGUCUCUGGUUUUCCUGGCAGAACUGAUUGCUGGCAUCUCAGGGUUUGUUUUCCGUCAUGAGAUCAAAGGCACCUUUCUAAGGACGUACAAUGAGGCCGUGGAAGACUAUAAUGCUCAGGAUGAGCGAAGCAUUGCUGUGGAUAAUGUCCAAAGGAAUUUGCGUUGUUGUGGUGUUCUGAACUACACUAGCUGGUUCUCCAGCGUUUAUUUCCCUGCCAACGGAAUUCCACCCAGCUGCUGUGCCAACAUUUCUGACUGCAACAUCUCAGACUUGAGAAACACCACCAUAGCAGUCACUAAAGUCCACCAACAGGGCUGCUACAAACUAGUGACGUCCUUUAUUGAGACUAACAUGGGCAUUAUCGCUGGAGUUACAUUUGGCAUCGCAUUCUCGCAGUUGAUCGGGAUGCUGCUGGCUUGCUGUCUGUCACGAUUCAUCACUGCCAAUCAGUACGAGAUGGUGUAGCGGCGUGGGCACAGGUAUAGACGACGUACGACACCUUGGAAAGGGAAAGCAACCCAAAAAUGCUAGCACACUCCAUUUUUUUCUCCUCCUCCUUUAUGUCUCUUUUUAUUCUCUCUUUAUCUUUCAGGCUGUCUUUCCAGGCUUCUAUCGCUUGUGCAUCAUUCCUUAAUUGUGCGGUUGUGUCAUGACCGAAGCCUCUCUUUUCUUAACUUUAACGCCAGACUGGGAAACGGAAAUGGUUUUUGAGGCACUUCUGUGUCUGUAUUUUACUCUGUACAAAGGCUUGCAUGCAGAGACCAUCUCACGCCAUAGACUAGAACUAAAAUCAACUGCAUUUUUAUUUGUGUGUCCAAACCAGCCGCAAUCGCAACGAUGACUCGGUAUCGAUUGGUUUUUGUCCAGUGCUUUUUCAAGAUGUUUUUGUAUUUAACCAGCCGCGAUAGCAACAAACAAUGCGCAAAGGCUUGGGGUUCAAAUUUUGUCGUAUUGAAUUUGGCAGCCCCAGUCACGGUGAAUUCUCACUGGUCCAAAAUCCAGCUCUUAACAGUUGUACAUUACACAUUAAAUGUUCUAUUGGCUGUGGUUUUGUCGUUUCGCACAAUGUUUUCAGUGCUGUGGGCCGAUAAACCGCCGUGUUAAUUAACCCCUAGAAAGUCACUUCAAUGCACAUUUCUUACUUGUGUGCUGCUUUUUUGGAGAGGAAAUCAAUUAAAAAAAAAGAACAAAAAUAAAAAGUUGUUGCUGUUGUAAAAUCUUUGGCAAUGAAAUUUUUUUUUUGUCUCCUUAAAUUUCGUUUUUCUUCGCAAUACCAGGUUGAAAGUCUUGUUGAACUUGAUUCUUGGUAAAGUUACGCAAAAACGGUCAAUUCUGCCGUGUUCGUGACCGUCAAAAGCAAACUGCCUUCUGCCACAUACGUCAAUGUCUGUACACAAUUUGUCGACGUUUACACUAAAGUGAAGCCCUGAGGCUAACGAUACUUUUUGGUGUACAGUUCGGACUACUACCUAAACUCUGUUUAAUUGGCGAUUGUAUUUCUCAGUCUUUGGGUUGUAGUGACAAUUUUACAUCGUAUCUCUCUCGUGGACUGUCGACACACUGCAUUUUCUCUUUUGUGUAGUCUCUUUUAGCAUUUAUGGUAUUCACACUUUACAGUUCAGGGAGCAGGCAUUAUUUCCAGUUAUAUCAAUAAACAUAGUGCCAAGAAUAAAUAUGUGAACCCUUUGGAAUUUGCUGGUUUUCUGCAUUAAUUGGUCAUACAAUUUCAAUUAAAGUCUCAAGUAUAGACAAACACACACUGUAGUGCUGAAGCUAACAACAGAGACGGUUAUAAUCAUUCAUGUCUUUAUUGAAAACAUCCCAUUAAACACUCAAAGUGCUGUGGAAAAAGUAAGUGAACCCUCGAUGAUAGCAAGGGUCCCAAAUCAUGUUGGUAUGCGGUGCUCUUUUACACCAUACGUAGUGCUGCGUGUUCUUCCCAAACAAUUAAACUUUAGUUUCAUCAGUCCACAAAACAUUUUCCCAGUAGCGUUGUGGAGUGCCAGUGUGGUCUUUGGCAAACUUUAGGCAUGCAGCGAUGUUUUUGUUGGAAAGUGGCAGCUUCCUUCCUGAUGUCCUGCCAUGGACACCAUACUGGUUUCAUGUUUAACAUAAAGUAGACUCACGAACAGAGAUGUUAACCAGUUCCAGUGAAACCUUCAAGUCUUUAGCAGUCACUCUAGGGUUAUUUUUGACCUCAUUGAGUAUUCUGCGGUGUCCCUUUGAGCCAACUUGGCUGGACGGCCACUUCUAGUGAGAGUACCUAUAGUACUAAAUCAUCCCCAUUUAUAGACAGUUUGUCAAACUGUGGACAGAUGAAUAUCUCAACCCUUUCCAGUUUUAUACUAAGCAACAAUUCUUGAUCGUAGGUCUUCUGAGAUCUCAUCAAAUGUCAAAAUGUUUGAGUGCUUUUUAUAAAUCAAAGUAGCUCUAACCCACACCUCAGAUCUCGUUUCUUUAAUCGGAUGCCAGGUUUGCCAACUCCUGACUCUAAUUAGCUUUUGUUGACAUCGUUGGCAUAUGGGGUUUACAUACUUUUUCCAACCUUCACUGUGAAUGUUUGAAAGACGUAUUCAAUAUGUACAAGCACAAUACAAUAAUAUGUGUGUUAUUAGUUAAAACUGAUUGUGUUUGUUCAUUCUUGUAACAAAGAUGAAGAUCAAACCACAAUUUUAUACAGAAAUUCAGGCCAUUCCAAAGGGUUCACAUAUUUUAUCUUGCCACGGUGGGUGAAUGUCUGCAUGAGAAGAUAAUGAGAUUUUUGGUAUGAGAAAUAAUAUUUCUAAGAAAGGAUGGUAUAUUGUAAAAAACUAAAAAACAACAAAAACAGACCCUUUUAAUCAAAGUCGUUUAACAGCCGUUAGAUCUUCAAGAAACGUUUUACCUUUCGUCAAAUCUGGUCUGUAAAAGAGCUUUAUUUUUAUUGCAAAUUGUCUUGUAAUUUAUUACCAACUACAAUGUAAUAACUGGAUUAUAGACAAAUGGAAAUAUGCACGUGAAAUAAGAUGGGACACUUUCAUUUAUGGCUGUGAAUAAAGUGUAACACACAUAAAUCAAAGAUUUUCUGGAGAAUCGACACAGAAAGUUCGUUUAUUUUGCAACGUGUUUUGUCGGUUCACUAUUUUGAAUGCCUGAAAUUGUUGGACCCCUGAUUUCAAUCCCAAGAGCCAAUCUUUAGAGAGCUCUGUCAUUUAUUUAUUAUCAUUUUAUCUUAGAUAUGUGUUAUAAAUACUGCUUUCCAUUCAAAUGAAUUGUUCUGUGAGGUACUGGUAACAAAUUCACAUUUAAACGUGUCCGUGUGCAUGGUUUCUUUUUCUAAUUGAAUGUAUAUUUUGUAUGGUUUUCUUAUUAUCAUAUAACUUUAUUAUCAUAUAGACUUAGUAUUAUUAUAUUAAUAUUUUAAACAAUCAUUUCUGCAGCUGCCCCUUGUGUUAAAUGGAUCAUUCAGUGUUAGUCUGAACACACGUGAUGAAUUACACAUCUCAAGAUAGACGAGCGGAGUAAUAAUAAACGGUACUUUGUAUAAUGAAAUAAAACUUUUUCAAAUGCAUCACCAGCUAGCAUGCCAACAAAUGUAUGUUGAUAUUGUGAACAACCGUGAUCUCUAUGAAUAAAAUGGUUCUUUGUCGUUGCCAGUUUCUGCUUUGUCUUUGUUGCUCCAUCAAUAUU